Myotis daubentonii (Daubenton's bat) is the source of this 725-nucleotide messenger RNA. RefSeq names its product glycoprotein hormones, alpha polypeptide (gene CGA). NCBI's taxonomy places the organism in Eukaryota, Metazoa, Chordata, Mammalia, Chiroptera, Vespertilionidae. Gene Ontology annotation, biological process: positive regulation of steroid biosynthetic process; thyroid hormone generation. Gene Ontology annotation, molecular function: follicle-stimulating hormone activity. The record is from RefSeq and is a predicted model, not a curated record. Gene Ontology annotation, cellular component: extracellular region; follicle-stimulating hormone complex.
UGAGAAACCACAAAACGAAGCUAAAAUUCUUCAGACCCACAAUCAACUACCCCGAACACAUCCUGCAAAAAGACCAGAGGAAGAAGAGCCAUGGAUUACUACAGAAAGCACGCAGCUGUCAUUCUGGCCACAUUGUUUGUGUUUCUGCACAUUCUCCAUUCCUUUCCUGAUGGAGAGUUUACAAUGCAGGUUUGCCCAGAAUGCAAGCUAAAGGAAAACAAAUACUUCUCCAAGCUGGGUGCCCCAAUUUACCAAUGCAUGGGCUGCUGCUUCUCCAGAGCGUACCCCACUCCAGCAAGGUCCAAGAAGACGAUGUUGGUCCCUAAGAACAUCACCUCAGAAGCCACAUGCUGUGUGGCCAAAGCAUUUACCAAGGCCACAGUAAUGGGGAAUGUCAAAGUGGAGAACCACACGGAGUGCCACUGCAGUACUUGUUAUUAUCACAAAUCUUAAAUAUUUUGCAAAGUGCUGUGUUGAUGACUGCUGAUUUCCUGGAAUGGAAAAUUAAUUUGUUCAGUGUUUCUGGCCUUGUGAGAUAACACUCUCCUUUUCCUUACCACGCCGCUUUUGACAUGCUUCUAGGAUAUACUGCAGCUUUAUUGCUUUUCUCUAUCCUACGGAAUAAUCAGGAGUUAGUUCUUUUCAUUUGGAAUGAAAUACAGCAUUUAGCAUGACUAUAAAAAGCUGGUUCUGCUGGAAAUAAAGUCUUUUAAAUCAUCAUUCUA